UAUGUAAUAACCCAAUGAUGACUAGAUUCCAUUGAAUAUACCAAAAGAACAAUUUUAAUUACCUGAAUAACUUGAUGGUACUGAAAUUAUGAUUAUGCUAAGAAUUUGGUUAGCCAGUAAUGUUCAAAUGCAGUACUUGUGGAGUUCAAGCUGUUUCUAUAUUGCAACAUAAGCCAGGGACUCAUACAUGGUUAUGCUGUGUCACUCUUUGCAUAUUUGGAGCAUUUUUAGCUUUCCUACCAUUUUAUAUGAAAGAUUGCCAGGAUGUUACACAUGUAUGUCCUGCCUGUAGUCAACCUGUAUUAUAUUUGAAAAUUAAUAUUAGAAAGGAGUUAGACAAUUUAAAGCAUGUUGAU
Paramecium pentaurelia is the source of this 356-nucleotide messenger RNA. NCBI's taxonomy places the organism in Eukaryota, Ciliophora, Oligohymenophorea, Peniculida, Parameciidae. The record is from the annotation of a GenBank genome assembly.